Messenger RNA from Pomacea canaliculata, 824 nucleotides. RefSeq names its product N-acetyltransferase 9-like protein. Gene Ontology annotation, molecular function: N-acetyltransferase activity. The transcript has 8 exons. Gene Ontology annotation, biological process: protein acetylation. The coding region runs from base 145 to 807 and encodes 220 amino acids. The record is from RefSeq and is a predicted model, not a curated record. Lineage: Eukaryota; Metazoa; Mollusca; Gastropoda; Architaenioglossa; Ampullariidae.
AGUACUGUGCUCCACUGUAAGUAGCCUUAAAGUCCACAUUUUCGUCGGGCAUUCUUGGGAACAGUCGAGUGUUAUUAUUAAACGAUCGUAACCGUGAGGUGUGAACACAGACUCUUGAACUGUGGCCCCUGACCUUUGAUAUGCAUGAUACACUCUCCCGUGAGUUGGAAACAAGAGAAUAUGAGAAUCAACCAGCAUACCCAGAUUGUGGGCCAUAAAGUUAUUCUUGUGCCAUAUGAAAGCUACCAUGUGCCUAAGUACCAUCAAUGGAUGGCAUCAGAAGAACUACAGAAGUUGACUGCCUCCCAGCCUCUGACACUACAGGAAGAAUACAACAUGCAGAAAAGCUGGCGGGAUGAUGAAGACAAAUGCACUUUUAUCAUUCUGCAAAAAAGUAUCCAUGACCAGAACGUUGCAAAAUACAGUGAAAAAGAAAACAGAGAGAUUGAUGCCAUGAUAGGUGAUGUUAACUUGUUUUUCACGGAGAAUAAGCACGAGGUGGCAGAGAUUGAGAUCAUGAUUGCAGAAUCAUCAGCACGUGGUCAAGGUUGUGGACGAGAGGCAUUGUGUAGCAUGCUGAGAUAUGGUGUAGAAGUACUAGGUGUGACCAAGUUUGUGGCCAAGAUUGGAGAGGAUAACAAACCCAGCAUUAGUUUAUUUUCUCAGCUGGGCUUUACUGAGACAUCAAGAAGUGAAGUGUUUGUAGAGGUCACCAUGGAGCUGCAGGUUGCAGAGGGCACUUUAACUGUCAUCGCAUCUUUCACCCCUGCCUUCCAUCUUCAGCCCACUUUCGAUGUUAUCAAAUAAACUUGUUGAGUAAAGUA